This is a messenger RNA of Paramecium tetraurelia, 627 nucleotides long. RefSeq lists its product as uncharacterized. The transcript is spliced from 2 exons. The record is from RefSeq and is a predicted model, not a curated record. Lineage: Eukaryota; Ciliophora; Oligohymenophorea; Peniculida; Parameciidae.
AUGAGUUUUCAAGAUUAAGCAGAGAAAAUAUUCGGAGGCCUCUAAAAAGCCUUCAAACGAUUGGAGUUGGAAUUGGAAUACAAUUAUGAAAUAAUUUUGUCAAAAUAAAAAGCAUAUUAAGAAUCAUUAGGAAUGAUAGCAGAAUUAGAAUAGUUGGUUAUGAUUAGAAAUACUGAGAUUGAAAUAGGAGGAUUUCAAGAGAUGUCUUAGUCAGUCUCUUUGGAUGAUCAAGACCAUCAUCUCUUGAUGACUUAGUUGAAGGAUAACAUAAAUUUGGUUAAUGAUUACAAAUAACAAAUUUAGGAAAUCAGACGUUAAAAUUAACUCAUAAACAAAUUAGUUAAAGAAUAAUCUCACGUUAAUUCAUAGAAUCAGUCAUUUGAAUAUGAUUAGGAAAAUGAGCAUGAAAUUAAUUCAAAUUUCAUAUAAAAACGAUAGUAAAAGAAUGUGGAGAGAGUCAAGGAAAUAGAGAAGAAGAUAAAGGAGAAGCAAAAGAAUUUAUGCAAAAUGUAAAAAAAGAUAAAGGGCAAGGAGAAGGACUACGAUUAUCGUUUGCUUAAUUAAAUUGAGCGAUUGGACUCGGAUAUAGAGAAAAUAACACAUUAAAUAAAGUCAUUAAUUGAUUGA